Molecule: messenger RNA, 3866 nt
Organism: Chilo suppressalis (striped riceborer)
Lineage: Eukaryota; Metazoa; Arthropoda; Insecta; Lepidoptera; Crambidae
Source: the annotation of a GenBank genome assembly
CGUCAGCAGCUCUGUCUCUUUCUCGCACAGUGUUUACGUCACAACGAGUCUCGCUCCCUCGCGCGUGACGUAACUGCGCGUGCGCAUUUACGAACAGUGCAUUCACUCGGAGCGUAAACAGCGCGAGAUCAAAACGUAAAUUUACUUUAUCAUUAAGUUUACGUUAAGUUAUAGUAAAUACGUAAAGAAUAAUUUAUCUAAUAAAAAUUUGUUUCGUCAUUCUUGAAGUCGAGUGCUGUGAACAUAUUUUUUAUGUGGCAAUAAAGAAAUCUAUCUGAAGGCUAAACAUUUGCAAUGGACGCAACGAUGGAAAACAAAAUCGGCAUGCCUCCACCGUACGAGCAGGCGAUACCGAACCCAGCUCCACCGCCGUCAUACUUCGGGAACAACCCACCGCCGCCGCCAGGGCUACAUGCACCCCCGACGGCUCCGCGCACCACGGUCAUAACGACCCCUCCGACAACAGGCUCGCGUCCCAGCAAACUGGGGCCGGGCCCCACCGGUACCACGUGCGCCACUUGCAACAAGUCCAUAGUGACGCGGGUUGAUUACGUGCCAAACAAUAGAACGCAUAUCGUGUCGGCCGCUCUUUGUGUUCUAGCUGGUUGCUGUUGUGGCUGCUUCGUCCCUUACUGCAUGAGGUCCUGCAAAACUGCGAAUCACUACUGCCCCCAAUGUCAAGCGUUCGUCGGGUCUUACAUACCCUCUUGAUUGCAUCCCCGGUCUAACUAGGAUCCGAUGUAACAUCACUGACUAUUUAAUUAUAUUUUGAUUUAAGUAUAAAACUUCUACUUUAUUACCACAAAAAAAAUAUAAACGCGUUCAACGCGAGCAUAAGAAAAAAGACAUACAAAAUUUGUCUAAGGCUGGACGCAUAGGUACGGUUUCCCAUCAGGAAUUCCAAUUUGAAGACCUCAAAGCACGUACACGUACGUAUACAAAAUGUUCGAUGAUGCGCAAACUUUUAUUAAUUUGUGAAAAUGGAAAAAACCUAACAAUCAAUUUGGAAACUACUUUCUUUGGUUAGAAUCUGAAUUCCUGAUCCGGAAACAGAACAUAUGGGCCCGUCCUAAACAUGGUUUGAAACCGUGUCUAACUUUUUCUAGUAAGACCGUCAGAUUUUUUAUAUUGUGAGGAAUAAGCAAUAUUGUUACUAGAAAGAGUUCAACUCGGUCCGGGUAUCGGUGCUUUCGCCUGGAUAGCGAAGAUUUUAGGUUAAUUUGAGCCUGAGCUGAGUUGAAUUAUAUCUAGUGAUAAUAUGCGAAAAAAUAUUUUUUUAUCUUUAAUUAUUAUUAUUAUCCUUAACGAAUUUAAUAAGGGGCGAUUCUGUCGAAGUCCUUUCAACUAAAUUUAUCCGAAGAAAGAUAUAAAUAAAAAGCCACCGUCAGUUUUAUGAAGUGCUGAUGGUUAAUUAAUAUUAUUUUAAUUUAAUUGGCAAGUUUUUACCGUCUGAAACGUAAAAAGAAGAAAAUUAGUUUUAAUUUAGAUAUUUCAUACAACAGAAUUGAGCUCUUUUUGUAAUAAUUUUAUUUAUAUAAAGUUAAACCCAAAACUGGCAUUGAGUCUUCAAAGUGUUUGUGAGUAAGUACUUAUUAAGAACUUGGUGUCUUGGUCUCUCGUUUAGUUAUAAGUUAGCUGUAAUUCAAUCGUGUGAUACUUUAUUAAAUCCUAAUACUAAAUACUGAUGAUAUAUUUUGAUGAUUUCAGUUUAAGAGUGCCAAAAACGAGCGGUGUUAUCAAAAUAUUUUUAGAAGUUAUUAAUGUUCACGAUUAAAAUAUUAUUAUCACUGUACCCCUAGCUAGCUUAGCAAGGACUAAUAUCAAAUUGUAAUAGUUGAAUUCGAUCUUAUGUCAGAUGUCAAGAAGUUUUGUAAGAAAGAUUUUUAACCCUGGUUAUGUCCGUUGUGGCGCUGUUCAAAUCUAUACACAACUUUUUGACAUUUUAUGCGUAUUAAGAUAGAAUUGAAACAUUCGAAUUCUAUAUUGGUUUAUGUUAAGGUUACCGUUUACAAUUUUUCGUCGUAAUUCACGACUCAAAACUGGGGCAGCAAAUCUUAGGUGUUCGGUAUAUUUUGUUACAUCAAGUUUUCAAAAUAUAAAUAUGAAUCUCGGUAGACACCUACUUAUUUUUUUAAUAAAUGUAUUAUAUCAAAUCCUUAUGAAAAAUAAUAAGCAUAUAAUAACAUCAAUGUAUAGAAAAUUAUGUGUUUAGAAUUAUAUAUUUAGAUUUUAAUUUUCUUAAUUUCAUAUAUUUUUUUUAUGAUCUAUAGUUAUGCUUCUUUGUAAAUAUGAUUGUGAUUGUAAUAAAAUUAGGAAAAUCCAUAUGUUGAAACUCAAGGAGUCGGUUAUAAUCUUGCCUCUUCUAUUAAAAUUUUAAAACAAAGCAUAUCAAUCAAGAUCUGUCUCGAUUGCCAAAUUAAACGUUUACACUAUUACUUUAACAAUAAUUAUUUUACAUUGUGUUAAUUUAAAGAGAAUUUCUGAUUCUCCAAAGUGAAUAAUGAAAAUGCGACAGGUAAGUACAGGCAACAGUUAAUUAGACAAUUACUUUUUCAAUCAAUUAGUUAUUAUUUUAGGUUAUAUAGGUAAUGCUCAAAGUCGAUUGUAAAUUAUCAAAUAGUGGUUGCGUGACGCACUAUUGUCUGUCCUUACCUAUUCAUAAAACAAUUGUUAAUGACAAAGGCGGAUUCGUUUAUAAAUACUUAUUUAAUUAACAAAUGAAUGGAAAAAACAUAAUAUAUAAGAACAUUAUAACGAGAGUAUAAUAUAGAUUACACAUUUAAGAUAUAAAAAAGUGAGAAAUAUUUCAAAUCUUCACUUAUCAAUUGUAAAAUAGAAUUUUGUAAUUGCUUUGGAUUCACACAAAGUAUUCCGGCUUUAUUAAAUAAUAAACGGCAUGCAAACAUCUUUACAAGCAAUGUUAUAAUAUAUACAUACCCCGAUUCGAAAAACCUAACGUUAUAUCUGUUCUUUAUGAAUCACGAAUAAUAAAUCUUUAUGAGUUCAAUAACUAUUUAUGUUUCUGCUUCCUUAAAACCCGCCACCAAAUCAAAACUCACUCUGAAUCUUUUUCCAUUUCUCCAGUGUCAAAUGAUGAAAUUAGGAAAAUUAUUAUGUCCAUAAAGUCAAAAGACGUAUGAUACGACGAUGUGAGCAGGGAUAUGAUAAUAAAUAUUCUUGACGUUAUCGUUCCCAUCAUUGUACAUAUCGUCAAUUACUCCUUUUUUACUAGUUCCCUUCCUCUUCCUUGGCGUAAAGGCUACGUUCUUCCUCUUCCUUAAACGUCCACUCCAAGGCGGCUAAAUAAAGUGUGGUCUAUCAGAUGGCUGGCGCUUCGCUGGCUUGCUCGCUGGACUCGCGCUAAGUUUAGUUCACAACGCUAACUUAACAUAACCCCCACUGUGAGUUGGUCAAUCGUUCAUUGUUCUGUAAUUCAUUUGGUAAGAAUUAUAAUAUCCGUCCGUGUUUUAUAUGCAAUUGGGUAGGCUAGGUUAGGUUUGGUUAGGAGAAUUACACAUUGUCGGUGGGCCAGCAGGUACUCUAUACAAUCCCGACAAAGUAUAAAAUAGAAAAUAAUAUUCCAUACUUUACCUAGACGCUCCAUGCAUUUUAUACAUUGCCUAGAUAUUGUAUAGAAUACCUGCAUUAUACAGAUUACCGGUAAUAUUGACAUAAGUUAACACUGUAAACACAAUUAGGAGGUGUGUGUAGAAAGGAGAUUGCUCAAAUUGGCCUAAAUGCACAAAAAAUAUUGACAUACACGGUAAUUCUUGGCGUAAUUUAUAAUUUAAUUUACAGUCAUUAGAUUUCAACGGACACCUUUGUAUAAUAUAUUUACUUUAAAAAAAGGUAAAUUUAAAAAAUCA